Messenger RNA from Symbiodinium necroappetens, 1845 nucleotides. NCBI's taxonomy places the organism in Eukaryota, Dinophyceae, Suessiales, Symbiodiniaceae. The record is from the annotation of a GenBank genome assembly.
AUGGAAGAUGCAGAAGAAGAGGACGCAGAAGAGGAUGAAGAGAUCGAUUUGAAGCAAGAAGACGAGGAGGAGGAAGAAGAAGAAGAGGAGGUAUCAACAGAAGAGGAAGAAUCAGAAGUGGAGGAGCAGCAGGAGGGUAAGCAAAGCAAGGAAUCAGGCAAGGCUUCCAAAGCCGAGCAGGGAGGAGCCAAAGCGAAGGCGAAGACCGUGGAGGAGUUCUUCAAGAAGAAGCCGAAAGAGGAAGCCAAGAAUGAAGAGGACAAGGCCAAAAAAGCGCAGAAGGAUGCAACAGACGAGAAGAAACACAAAAAAAAAAAGGAGGAGGAGGCAAAAGAAGAGAAGGAUGAGGCAACAAAGGAGGAGAAGCCAAAAAAAGCUCAGAAGGAUAAGGCAAAGGAAGAGGAGGAGGCCAAGCCCAAAAAAGUGAAGAAGGAUGAGGCAGCAAAGGAGGACAAGCCAAAAAAAGCGAAGAAGGGUGACACAACGGAAGAGGAGGAGGCCAAGCCCAAAAAAGCGAAGAAGGAGAAGAAGGAUCAGGCAACGGAAGAGGAGGAGGCCAAGCCCAAAAAAACGAAGAAGGAUGAGGCAACAAAGGAGGAGAAGACCAAGCCCAAAAAAGCGAAGAAAGAUGAGGCAGAGGAAGAGGAGGAGGCCAAGCCCCCCCCCAAAAAAAAGGAUGCAAGCUCCCAGAUUGAUGCAAAGGUGUCCGAAGGAAAAAAAAGGAAGGUCGAAAGCUCCACCAACGUCGCGAAGAAUAAGAAGCCGAAAAGCGAAGCCCUCGAAAUCAAGGACAAGGAGGAGCAAAGCCAGAAGCCCGAGAAGACAUCCAAAGCCAAGGCUGCCAAAGAUGCAGAGGAGGGAAAGAGUGAUGUGAAGAGUGCAGGCAAGAAAGAAAAGAAAAAGAUCGGAUCCAAGCAGAAGAAGAAGUUGGCCCGAGCAGAGAAGAAGUUGAAAACGGUAAACUCGAGUACCCAUCACACAGAAUACCUGAGGUACAAGCGCUGGAUCAAGAACAGGAAACGAUUCCCCCAGGCCCUUGUUGGUAGGAUUGAAACGGAAGAUGGAAGGGCCAAUCUCUUCCGAGACUACAUAGAGGCCGGGGGGAAGGUGGAGCAGAUCCUCCUGAAGCACGAACAGAUGCUGUCCGAACAGCAGAGGACGAUCCCCGAUCCGGAGUCGCCGGAAGACAAGCUGUUUUUCGUGUUUGUCGAGAUCAACAUCGAUGAUAUUCGCGAGUUGAAACGCAUUACGAAGCUGGAGUUGUCUGGCGGUGUAGAUGCAGAAACCCUGUCAGCCUUCACCAAGGCAGGUGGAGUCCUGGACCCCAAGGCACAGCUUGCGAAUGCAGAUGGAAGGGGCAAUCAGACCGCCAUGAACAAAGCUUUGGAGCUCUCCCAGCUCAACAAGGGCAGCGGAAGCAAACACAGCAAGAAAAACAAGAACAAAGGCGGCAACGGCAACGAUGCUGCAAAGGAAGUGAAGCCCAACGACCCGAUCGACGACGCCAAGGCGUUGCAGCAUGCGGUUUUGAAAGAUUGCAACAUUUGCCGGGAAAAUGCUUUCAAGCUGGCCCCACUGAGAAUGUCGGGACCGCUGAUAUCACAGCUGAAGGCUGUGGCCAAGAUUCUACAGAAGCUGAUUGCUGCGAAGAAGAACAAACGGAAGCAUUCUGCAAAGGUUCAGGAGCUGCAGAAGUUGGCCAAAGAGCGGGUGGAUCUUGCGAAAGCCUUGAUUCGGGCUAGUGCCAAGUCAUCAAAGCCAGCCAAGAGCUCUCCUUCCAAGAGCUCUCCGGGGAAAGGCUCCGGGAGUAAGGACACGGAAGUUUCUCCCAAUAAGUCAAAGUGA